Molecule: messenger RNA, 6704 nt
Organism: Xiphophorus couchianus (Monterrey platyfish)
Lineage: Eukaryota; Metazoa; Chordata; Actinopteri; Cyprinodontiformes; Poeciliidae
Gene: apbb2b
Product: amyloid beta (A4) precursor protein-binding, family B, member 2b
Exons: 19
Coding region: 295-3009 (904 amino acids)
Biological process (GO): regulation of DNA-templated transcription
Cellular component (GO): nucleus; cytoplasm
Molecular function (GO): amyloid-beta binding; transcription factor binding
Source: RefSeq, a predicted model, not a curated record
GAAAGAAACCAGGAGGAGGAAAAAGCGGAGGGGAGGAGAAAGGAAAAGGCAGCAGCAGCAGCAGCAGCAGAGCCCACCGGAGUACGUGAACCCACCGGAGCAGCAGAGGAGUGCACUGCUGCUUUAGUGAUUGGCUGAAGAAGGCGCUGCGGACUACCAACAUGGACCUGCAGCAACCUGGUGUUUCUCAAAAUUCAUAGUUUUCUGAUCUGCAGCUGAGUCUUCAGAGCUCCAAGUGGCGAGCAGUGCCGGUCAGUGACUUCAUACCCAGCAGGUCCUCUGUCUCGUGUUACAAUGAUGUCAGUGGAUGUGACCAAUUGCAAUGGCCCUGCUGCCACGCCUCCCACCUCUCUCAGCCUCCGCUCUUCACACAAUCAGCUACUCAGCAGCGACGUCAUCAAGCAAGGCUCGGCCACUCCACCCAAGUGUCGCAAAAAGUAUGCACUCACGAGCAUCCAGGCCGCCAUGGGCCUUGGAGAAAAUGCGCCACCUUCAACAUCGCCGUCUUUGUCCCCGUCGCAGCCUGCAGCCCCCAACAAUCCCAAGCUAGCCAAGAACGGGGCCAACCAGCUGCGUAAAGCCGGUCAGGACCACAAUAAAAACACAACCGACCCCGACCCGACGGACCCUGAGUGUAAUCCAGAACCAAUAGCUGAUGAUCCCAAUGUUAACACGGUAGAAGAGCAAGACAGUCACUCUCUGACGAACAACGACCGAGAGGAGGAUGUGUUUGAGUCGGAUGCUGAGCAGCGGCCAGGAUCCACCAGCGACGCCGAGUCGGAGCAGAAAACGGAAUCAGAUGCAGAUUGUAACAUUAACUGGACUGAUGAGACCAAGCUGAACGGCAGUAUGGCAGAUUUAGACUUUGUCUUGAACGUUGAGGCGGAGGAGCCCGACGACAUAAGCAUUCUGUCUGAAAAGGAAAUCCCAUCAAAGAUGAAGAUGGAGGAAGAUGAGGUGGUGGAGGGGCUGGAGGAUGAGGAGGAGGAGGAGAGGAAGCCUUUGCUGAUGCUGAACCCCGAUUCUCCCAUGAAGGAGGGCAGAGUUUCUUCAGGUUCUGAAAUCAUCUCUGAACUCCAGUCCAACCUCGCGCUCCUCCAAUCAGAAAAGAACUCUGGGGUUCCUCCCCCGCCAAGGCAAGACAGUCCAGAAGACACCCGCCUGCUCUCUGCUGCCUCCUGCCCCUCCUCUUCCUCCUCCUCUCCAGAGACAAAGAAGGACCGGAGGACUGGAGCAAAGACAGACUGUGCGUUGAACCGCAUCCAGAAUCUAAACCCCAGUGAUGAAGAGUUGAGCUGGACUACUCUGUCCCAGGACAGCAACUCCCCUGAGGAGACAGAUAUCUGGAGUGAGCAGUCGUUCCAGACCGAUCCCGACUUGCCUCCAGGAUGGAAGAAGAUCACAGACAUGGCCGGUAUCUACUACUGGCACAUUCCUACAGGCACCACCCAGUGGGAGCGGCCCUCCACUCGUCCACCUCCACCUGGGCAGAAUGAGACCCCGGCCCUGACUGACCCCACGGCCCCUGUGCCGCGUAAACACUCCCAGGGCUCCCUGAGCCCCCUGACCACUCCCGACCACGAGGCGGAGAUCUUUUUCAGAGCGUCGACUCGUUCAGGAAGCACGACCUCUGACAGCUCAGUGGAGCCGCUAUCCAGUCAUGAGUCCACUCUCCCUACAUGUGGAUUUGUUAACAGCUGCUACUUUCCUCGUUCCACGUCCUUACAGGAGACGCCCGAUCAAGAAAAUCGCUCUCAAUAUCAUGAAGAUGAAGACAAGAAGCAGGUGUGGAGUGAAUUUGGAGGAAAAAUUGAUAGUGAAGUGUGGAAGGACCUGCAGGCGGCCACGGUGAACCCUGACCCCAGUCUGAAAGAGUUUGAGGGUGCUACGCUUCGCUAUGCUUCUCUCAAGCUCAGGAAUCGUCCAACCACAGAGGAAAAUGAGUCCAGCAGUGUAAACAGUGACCCAGAAGCUAAGUGUUUUGCAGUGCGCUCCUUGGGUUGGGUGGAGAUGGCCGAGGAGGACCUGGCCCCCGGGAAGAGCAGCGUAGCCGUCAACAACUGCAUCCGACAACUGUCCUACUGCAAGAACGACAUACGGGACACCGUCGGCAUCUGGGGCGAGGGGAAGGAUAUGUACCUGGUGCUGGAGAAUAACAUGUUGAACCUGGUUGACCCAAUGGACCGCAGCGUGCUUCAUUCCCAGCCCAUUGCCAGUAUCCGUGUCUGGGGUGUUGGCCGGGACAAUGGCAGAGAGAGGGACUUUGCGUACGUGGCGCGGGACAAAAACACCAGGAUCCUGAAAUGUCAUGUGUUCCGCUGUGACACGCCGGCCAAAGCCAUCGCCACAAGCCUGCACGAGAUCUGCUCCAGGAUAAUGACGGAGCGAAAGAAUGCCAAAGCCAUGGCAGGAGGUUCACUCCAGGACAGGAUGCAGGCAGGGCUGGACCUCCCUUUACAAGAGUUUCCCACACCAAAGACGGAGCUGGUUCAGAAGUUUCAGGUCCUCUACCUGGGCAUGAUGCCUGUGGCCAGACCAAUAGGCAUGGAUAUACUGAACGGAGCCAUUGAAAGUCUGAUUGGCUCUUCCAACAGAGAAGACUGGACUCCUGUGGCCCUUAAUGUGGCAGAUGCCACUGUGACCAUCAGCAAAGACAAGGAUGAAAAGGAGGUGCUGGUGGAGUGCCGCGUUCGUUUCCUGUCUUUCAUGGGCGUCGGCCGUGACGUGCACUCAUUUGCCUUCAUCAUGGACGCUGGCGGCCAUCGCUUCGACUGCCAUGUCUUCUGGUGUGAGCCCAAUGCUGGAAGUGUGUCUGAAGCCGUGCAGGCUGCUUGCAUGCUGCGGUAUCAGAAGUGUCUGGUGGCCCGGCCGCCCUCCCAGAAGGCCUGCGGCUCAUCGCCCCCCGGAGACUCCGUUUCCCGUCGGGUAUCGACCAGCGUGAAGCGAGGCGUCCUGUCUCUCAUCGACACCCUCAAACAGAAGAGACCCGUCACAGAGCUGCCGCAGUAACGGCAGCGAGCCGGUACGGGCUUCCCAACACAGCUCUCGGUCACCACGGGAACAUCACCGCUUCGCUGCCAAGACCCCGUCUCCAUCACAGACUUUAGCAGCAGUAGAACGUGGUGGAGUCUCCAGUGGCUUUUAUUUUUGUUUUUUUUUGGAAGCAAAUCUUAAGCGUUUCUCAGUCGAGUAGCUGUUAAAAAAAAAAAAAAGAUUCCGAAUCAAACAGGAGCAUCCAAGAUAGUCGUGUACAUGACUCUCAUUUCUGUCAGUAACGGCACGAGGAGAAGAGGGAACAACCUGAAGAAGCAGGAGGCGCUCCUUCAAGCACAGCACUCGCGCCAUGACCGAGCUCGUCGCUGACCAAAACGCUCAUCUCUCCAUGCUUUCUGUGUAUCUGUGUCUGCGCCUGUCAGCAUGAAGCUCCACACCGGGCCACACUCCCCUGUCAUCGUUUAGUCUGUAGUGGCUCUUCUCCCUCUCGUCGUCCUUUAGUAAAUCUAAAUGUCAGAACAAAACAAAGAGAGAGAACGAGCGAGAACAGCCAUCAUUUUUCUUGUUCCUGGAUGAACAAAGGAAGCUGCUACGGACUUGAGAGAUUCCAGUGCAACCUGUUCAGCUGAGCGUGCAUGAAGUUGUUGUUUUUUUUGUUUGUUUUAUCUAAAUGUGAACCAUUCAAAACGAUGUGGAAACAGUGCUGCUGCUUUCAGAGACAAGAGGAGGAAAAUCAGAAGGCUGCAUACUUUUUGGCCUCGGGACGAGCGGUGCCUCGUCACCGGAAUCAUCCUUCAUAUCUUUCCUGUGUUUUUGUUUGUUUUUUCUUUAGUUCCUUUUUCUUUUAAGAAAUUACAGAUAAUAGCCAUAUCAGAGGAAGAGCUGUGGGACAGUUUUCCCUCACUGGUAUUCAGUGCUAGACUUGCUGCUUCAAACACAGGAGACAUCAGUAUGCUGGAGGGAAAUCUGAUAGUUUCUCUUCAGUCCCACCUCACUCCCUGGAGACGCUGGGUCCUUUAAUAAAGGUGGAUCACCUGGAGGAUGAGAAAGGAGACUUUAGGAAUGUUUUUUAUUUCAGCCUUCGGUUUUCAAAGGAAAACCCAGCAGAACGUUGGAGGGGCUCAAACCGAGCAGGACUUUCUGGCGCUGCUAUUUGUUUUCACAGGCCAGAGUGCUUUUGCUUAAGAAAAUUUUCUUUUGAAUUUGUUUUCACCAGUGCCAUGGGUAUGUUUUCAAAAAAACACAAAUCCCCUUAUUUCCCUUGUCUGUCUCUGAACUGUCACAUAGCUGACAUGUUUGGAUGUAAGAUCAUUUUUUAUUCCACCUUAAACCUCAGAACAGUUUGCUAAGCCCCUCCUCCAAAACGUUAUCCAAUCACAGCACCAGAAACUUGGCUUUUUAAAUUUUUUUAAAUUUUUACUCAAAUUGUGUUAACGUUGCUUAAAAACAAUUAACUCAUAGAUCUGACAGGUGACACAAGAUUAAUUCAGGCGGUUGAGGCUUAGCAGACUAAUUGUUAUAGAUCAAAUGUCCUAUGAAAGAAUUAGUAUACCACCAGGAAAAAACUGUUGGCUUUUGACUAUAUUCUUAAACUUUUUAGGUUUAAUUAAAUACUUAAGCCUCAAGGGUAAAUGAUGAAAUUAUUUCGUGGAGACAUUAAAUCCACCCACGGCAUCAGAUGCGGGAGCUUCUUUCUGUAAAGGGUUCCUAUGAUUCAGAUUAAUUUGUUUUGAGUUGGUGUAAAAUUGUUUUAAAUCCUUCAACAUCCCUCUCUAAAGGAUUUUGUCGACUCAUUUCCCAAAGUUUUGGUCUUCAUGUCCGAGCAGCGUGAAGCGAGGUCAGUGAGAUGUCGCUGAAUUAUUACGACCAAUGUCGCUCCUAUAUGGAAAAAGUCUGUGUCAUGGCGGUCUAGCACAGCGUCACGUGAUUUAUAGACUUCCCACUUGGAAGCACCACAACAGCGCCCCCUGCAGUCAGAAUUUCUACUGAGAAAGUUGGUUUUUGUCCAAUAUGGCUGCCUUCAUUACGAAUUUCAGUGAAAGUAACCUGUAUAAACUAUUUAUUAGCACCUCUCAUGGUUUCAUAUUUAUGUGCACUAUCUGCAUUUUGUUUUUUUACAAUUAGAAGACUUUAUGCCAUAGGAAAAAUAAGACUGCCAUUCUACACAUUUGACACUGUAGCAAACAUAAUUUGAUAAAUAAACCAGCAUGCCUAUGAUUUAAUUCUUUGGUUUUUAUUUUUUAUUUUAUAUUGGCCAUGUCAAAAAGGCAGAUGGUCUCAUCCCAAAGUUUUAAAAUUUAGGACAUUUCAGUUGAGAAAACACAAACAUAAUUUUUUAUACCUUUUUUUUGUCAUUCAAACUAAAAUAAUCAACGUCAAUUAGUUUUUCUGUAUAACGCACAAAUAUAUUAAUUCCCAAGUUUCCUAAAAAUACUUAAAUCCUCGUCUCAGUAUCAUGUGUCGUCUCGAAUAGAUGAUUUAUUACAUAUAUCAAAUCGUUACACACCAACACAUAUUACUGCUCUAUGACUGGUCCGUUUGGUAAAGAUGAUGCACAACCUUGGCCCUUUGCUGCUGUUGAGCUUAUUUGGUUUUAAAUUAACCAUACUAUUUCUAACUUUUGAUUUUUAAAAUACUAAUACCUUUUUCAUUAAUAUUACUUCUUGCACUUCUCUGUCUUCCUCGAUGACUCCAUAAAAUAAAGCCUGAUGUGCUUGUAAUGCAAUAAUAACGUAAAACCUAAGUAGCACACACUGCUUCAGUGAAAGUCAGUAGUUUGCUGGAAGAAGUCAACAGUUUCUGUGUGGUGUACUAACUCGAGACACGAGUGUUGGUGCAUCUUUCUUGUUGUCUCGCCCGUAGCUCUAAAGUGAAUUCACACAACUAAAAGGAACUUGUUUUGUGACAGAGACUGAUGAGAAAAUUCAGCAGAUUUCCCUUUUUCGCAGAAGGAUGUUGACAUGUGAAUAAGAUGACAUCUGUGUGUACAGAAAACCCACCCAGUGUAACAUUUAUCAUUGUUAUAAGCUAUGCCUUUAUUUUUGAAUGUCUCUUAUUUUCUUAUACGUUAUAAAAAAAAAAGCCUUUUCUGAAUCAUACCAAAUGGCCAAAGUGUAAAAUACUUAUAUAAAUUGUUGUAGAUAGGAAAAUAUGAGAGCAAAUAAUGAAAAGCGAGGAGGCGGUUGGACAUUUUUACACUUUAGUUGAUGCUGAAAUUAACUGUGCGAUUUUUAUCUAUGCAUUCUUUUGAUCUGGAGAAAAAGGAAAGUCAUGAGGAGCGCUGCAUGGUCGAAAGAGAGACGGCGUGUAUUGAACAAAACUAUUUUUUAUUUUAUUUAUUCUAUUUUAUAAAAGGUAUAUACUGAUUUUAUUAGUUGGAAGCAAGUCUCUCGAUGCUGUCAUUAUUUCAGACCCCAGUCAACUCUUCAAACGUCACAAAAAGCUCCCGGUUCGCAGAAACAAAGCAGAUAAAGGAAUAUAUCUUCACCCUGUACAGUGAUCACUUACCGCUGAGGGUCCACUGCUGCUCAGAGCGUCAGACUGAGGAAGAGGAGGAAGAGGGCAGCAGCAGUGGACUCGCAGCCUUUCUGUCAAACUCACACAGACACCCACCGUCCAUUCGAUGGAUGUGUUAGCUUCCGUUUGCUGCUCACCAAUUUGUACACUUUAGCAAUGUAACCAAUUGUGAGAAUAAAUGGCAUAAAACACUC